AGGCGCCAUGUUGGAGGGCUGGUGGUAGCGGCUCGGGGAGGUGCUCAUUCUCUCGGUCUCGCUCUCUCGCUCGCUUUCCCCGGCUCCCUUCGGUUCCCCCCUCCCCCUGGUCGCUUGUGGGCCGGAGUGUGUGCGAGGGAGGGGGAGGGUGCUAGGGGUGGGGAAAAGCGUUCCGGUGCCCGGAGACCCGCGGAGGGAGGCGGAGGCUGCGAGGGACUCCGGGAAGCCAUGGACGUCGAGAGGCUGCAGGAGGCGCUGAAAGAUUUUGAGAAGAGGGGGAAAAAGGAAGUUUGUCCGGUCCUGGAUCAGUUUCUUUGUCACGUAGCCAAGACUGGAGAAACAAUGAUUCAGUGGUCCCAAUUUAAAGGCUAUUUUACUUUCAAACUGGAGAAAGUGAUGGAUGAUUUCAGAACUUCAGCCCCCGAACCAAGAGGCCCACCUAACCCUAAUGUCGAAUAUAUUCCCUUUGAUGAAAUGAAGGAAAGAAUACUGAAAAUUGUCACUGGAUUUAAUGGUAUCCCUUUUACUAUUCAGCGACUAUGUGAAUUGCUAACAGAUCCAAGGAGAAAUUAUACAGGAACAGACAAAUUUCUCAGAGGAGUAGAGAAGAUUCUUUCAGCAUGUUUGCCUAUUUCACGUUGGGUGAUUUGUGAGUGUGCCAGCCCACACCAGACUGAGAGUUCAGUUUUGACCAAAAACAGCAUGACCUCCUGUGCCCCCCACCCUCCUUGUCACUGGAUCUCACCCCAACCGGGUUUUUGUAUGUGUCCCUGGAUGAAAGAAGUCCUCAAAGAGAAAUGUUUUGCUGAUGUGGAAGAGAAUGUGAUGGUUGUUAGCUGUGUGUAUCCUUCUUCAGAAAAAAACAAUUCAAAUAGUUUAAAUCGAAUGAAUGGUGUUAUGUUUCCUGGAAAUUCACCAAGUUAUACUGAAAGGUCUAACAUAAAUGGGCCCGGAACACCCAGGCCACUUAAUCGACCAAAGGUUUCUUUGUCAGUCCCCAUGACAGCAAAUGGCUUGCCUGAGGGCACUGAUGGCAGAGAGUCAAACUUACAGCAAAAUGAGGACAAAAAUCACAGUGACUCUCUGACUUCUGGAUCAGAAGGUUCCUCAGUGAGCCCUAUAAAAAAUAAACACCCAGAUGAAGAUGCUGUGGAAGCUGAAGGGCAUGAGGUAAAAAGACUUCGAUUUGACAAAGAAAGUGAAGCCAGAGAGACAGACAGUCAGACAUCUUCCAGUGAAAUUUCUUCGGUUAUGGUAGAAGAAGCAGAAGAAUCAUCUUCAUCUCAGGAUAAAGACAAAGAAAGUAGUUGUACCAGGCAACACUGUACAGAAGAAGAUGAGGAAGAGGAUGAAGAGGAAGAAGAAGAGUCUUUUAUGACAUCAAGAGAAAUGAUCCCAGAAAGAAAAAAUCAAGAAAAAGAAUCUGAUGAUGCCUUAACUGUGAAUGAAGAGACUUCUGAGGAAAAUAAUCAAAUGGAGGAAUCUGAUCUGACUCAAGCUGAGAAAGAUACACAUUCUGAAGGUAGUGAAAAUAUAGGCCCUGAAAGUAGUGGUUCUGAUUGCCGUGAAACAGAAGAAUUAAUAGGAUCCAAUUCCAGUAAAACUGAAGAAAUUCUCUCAGAAUCAUCCAUGGAAAAUGAUGACAAAGCCACAGAAGUCAUAGAAGAACCAAUGGAACAAGACUAACUAUUUAGAAACAUUUAGAUAACAGUAUUUUACAUACAGUUCUGGUUUUACACUGUAUAAAUCGUCUGUGUAAUAAAGUGGACGUUUAGUUUUUACAAGAGAAGCAGGUUGUAAAAUAAAGUAUUUUGUGGAAUAAAUCCUGAAAGAGUUGUACAUGUAAGAAAUGUGACUAUCAGCUCCUUGGGUCCUGCUUACCGCUGACUUUUUUUGAUUUGGUCAAAUCAGUGGUUUGUGUAUAGAUUUUUUUUUUUUUUAAUUUUAGAAUUAAAGUUUUUAAACUGGAAAGUAAUUAUAAUUUUGAAAACCUUUUGGAGAUUAUUUAGUUUAUACAUACACAGGAAAGCUUUUUGUCUUAUCUUUCUGACAGCUCCAGCCGUUUUCAUAUUUUGGUCAUAGUUUCAACAUUUUAACAUGUGAAUUUUAAGAUGUCAUGCUUAUUUCCAGAUUUUAUUGUUUGUUGUACAAUGGAACUUUAAGUCAGACACACACACACACACACACACACACUCUCUCUCUCUCUCUCUCUCUCUCUCUCUCUCUCACACUCUCACUCUGUAAUGGGGGGAAAUGUUAUAUUUUUCUGUUUCUAUAAGAGAUGAAUAAAUACAGUGGAUACUUUUUCUAUGGGAAAUAAUUGAGUUCACUUUUUCAGAAGAUAGUUUCCUUCUUUUCUGAGUAAUUCAAAUAUAAUCUGGCCCCGAUGAAACCCUGGAAAUCUUAAGUCUAUUGAAAUACCAGGUUAAACACAUUCCAAGAGAUCUCUUCAAACUGAAAAUGUUUUGUAUACUUUUGAGGUGCCUGAGAAAAAGACUUCAUUAUUUAUGAGAAAAUAUACUUUAUCUUGGAAAUGGUGUUCAAAUAUUAGCUUAGUAUUUUGUAGAAUGAAUGCUUAAUAAAGCUGACAUAAGAACAUCUCAGAAGAACCAGGCAGGUUCUUUAAACUUUGGCUUGUUUUUUUUGAACAUUGUGAAUAUUACACAUGCUUUCUAAAUUAUUCUAGAGUAUGCAACUGUCAAUGAUAUGAAACACCACUGUACUGGAAGAAUUAAUAUAUUACUUUAGUAAUGUACUGGAGCUAAAUGACAGGCUUUAGGGGUGCAUAGAAACCACCAUAAUUUGUAUGACAUUUUGAAGUGAAUUAAAUAUUUUUGAACAUGCUUCUUCAACAGCCAGUGUUACAGUUUUCAGACCAAUACAAAGCACAAUGAUUACUUUAAACUCAAUAUUUUCAAAUUCACAUAUAUAGUGUCAUGCAAGCUGCAAUUUCUCUGGCACAAUUACUGGCUGCCAAAUUUAUACCUGUUUCUUCAGCUGUACCUUUUGAUAUUUAGAGUUUUUAAAUUUCUGUAAAGUAGAUUUUGUAGAGUGUAAUGUGUUCACUGCCUUUGUGAUGCGGUGUAUAACUGUAUAAUUUCUGUGUGUAAACUGAAUGCUUGGGCUUUCAAUACAGUAUUCAUAUGAAGCAAUAAAUACUAAUGCUAUGAAAUAUUUGAGUACAUUUUUAUCAAAAUAUAAAGUAAUUCCUUUUUUUUAGUUUUGGAUACCUGAAAUACACAGAUGAACUUACAAAACUGUAAGUUGCAAACAAUUUCUAAUACUGUAUCAUAUGCUUUUGGGUGAUAUGGGUGGCAACCGCAGUUUUGCAUUUUGACUACUAAAAUUCCUAUGACUAAAAAUACCAAAAUGAUUUGGCUCCGUUUAUGUUUAUAGGGUACUAUACUACUGACUGACUUGACUGUCAGGUUCACAGCAGCUCGGUGAUACAUUUAUGAAUAUGUCUAAUGGUUACAAUAAAAACAAUAUUGAUUUACUGUAAUUGAGGGGAGAAAAAGCUCUUGCAAAUUAAAAACAAACUUACAGAACUGUUAAAAUGAAGCAAAUUUUAAAUGUGACAUUCAUUUUUAGUGACCUGUUAACCUUAUUUUGUUGAGGGAUAUUUUGCCAAUAAGAACAGAUUGUAAACAAUUUAAGUUAAGAAAUCUUGAAAUAUUCUUUAGAAUAUUUAUGAAAUUAAUGUCAAUAAACCUGUUCUUUAAGAUCCUGUGACCUUUUGAUAUUUUUAUUUUAAUUGUGCCAUGGACCAUUUGUAAACAAAUAGAUUUCCUUUUCUUAUAAGUUGGAAGUAUUAGCAUCAUGACUUUGAGGUCUGUGGUUUUAUUUGUAAACUUGCAAUUGUUAUUUUUGCAAGGGCAAAUGUAUAUCUUUAUUAAAUAAAGUACAAUAAUGGUGAAUGUACCAAAA
Molecule: messenger RNA, 3927 nt
Organism: Pteronotus mesoamericanus
Lineage: Eukaryota; Metazoa; Chordata; Mammalia; Chiroptera; Mormoopidae
Gene: PPP4R2
Product: protein phosphatase 4 regulatory subunit 2
Exons: 10
Coding region: 229-1686 (485 amino acids)
Cellular component (GO): nucleus; protein phosphatase 4 complex; cytoplasm
Molecular function (GO): protein phosphatase regulator activity
Source: RefSeq, a predicted model, not a curated record